CUCAAAUAGUAGAAUGUGAUCACUUCCAACGGUUGUAACGCAUAAGUGUAUUUUAUUUAAUUCGUAUGAUAUUAAUUUAAAAACAGAAGAGCAAAAUGAGAUACGCGCAACUUGUGAUGGGACCAGCCGGUAGCGGAAAGUCCACUUAUUGUUCUGCUAUGCAACAACAUGCAGCCAGUGAAAGACAAGUAAUAGAAGUAGUAAAUUUAGACCCAGCAGCAGAAUAUUUUGAUUAUGAACCUUUAGUUGAUAUAAGAGAAUUAAUUCAGUUAGAUGAUGCUAUGGAAGAUGAUGAAUUACGAUUUGGACCUAAUGGUGGUCUUGUAUUUUGUAUGGAGUAUUUAAUAGAAAACUCAUCAUGGUUAGAGGAAAAAUUAGGUGAUGUGGAUGAUGAUUAUAUCAUCUUUGAUUGUCCAGGACAAAUAGAGCUAUAUACACAUAUGACAGUUAUUCGUCAAUUAAUAACAAUGUUGCAAAAUCUCAAUUUUCGCAUAUGUGGGAUAUUUUUAAUAGAUAGUCAAUUCAUGGUUGAUGGAUCAAAGUUUUUAUCAGGUACAAUGGCUGCACUUAGUGUGAUGAUUAAUUUAGAAUUACCACAUAUUAAUCUCCUUAGUAAAAUGGAUUUACUGUCAAAAAGUGCAAAAAAGCAACUAGACAAAUAUUUAGAACCUGAUCCAUACAGUUUAUUAUCAGACAUGGAGAAAGAUUCUUGGAAUGAAAAAUACAAAAACCUCACUGAAGCAAUAGGAAGGCUUAUAGAGGACUACAGUUUGGUGCGUUUUUAUCCAUUAAAUAUAAAAAACGAAGAAAGUAUGGCAGAUAUUAAACUGACGGUUGACAAUAUUAUUCAAUAUGGAGAGGAUGCUGAUGUUAAGAUUAGAGAUUUUGAUGAACCUACUGAUAACGACGAUAAAGAUGUAAACUAUGAUGCAAAUACAUGAAAAUAGCUUUACUCAAUAAAAUAUUUUUAUGAAAUA
Molecule: messenger RNA, 977 nt
Organism: Bombus pyrosoma
Lineage: Eukaryota; Metazoa; Arthropoda; Insecta; Hymenoptera; Apidae
Product: GPN-loop GTPase 3
Exons: 3
Coding region: 96-941 (281 amino acids)
Molecular function (GO): GTPase activity
Source: RefSeq, a predicted model, not a curated record